UCCGCUUCCGGCGCGUGGGUGGUCCGGGACCAAGAUGGUGGCGGCAGCGGUGGCUGUGUCCCGGCUUUCUCGGCUGCUAGGCCGGUCCCGCCCGCAGGUGGGGCGGCCUAUGUCGAGUGGCGCCCACGGCGGGGAAGGCUCAGCUCGCAUGUGGAAGGCCCUCACCUUCUUCGUGGCGCUCCCGGGGGUGGGAGUGAGCAUGCUGAAUGUCUUCCUGAAGUCGCACCACGGGGAGGAGGAGAGACCCGAGUUCAUCGCCUAC
Molecule: messenger RNA, 262 nt
Organism: Octodon degus (degu)
Lineage: Eukaryota; Metazoa; Chordata; Mammalia; Rodentia; Octodontidae
Product: cytochrome c oxidase subunit 6A1, mitochondrial
Exons: 2
Biological process (GO): mitochondrial electron transport, cytochrome c to oxygen
Cellular component (GO): mitochondrial inner membrane
Molecular function (GO): enzyme regulator activity
Source: RefSeq, a predicted model, not a curated record